GGGUGUGACCCGCGCGGGCCGCCGUAGUCAGCUGCUGCGGCAGGAAGUGUCCCGGCGCGGCGGAGGCUGCACUAUGGCUCCGGACCCCUGGUUCUCCACAUAUGAUUCUACUUGUCAAAUUGCACAAGAGAUUGCUGAAAAAAUUCAACAAAGAAACCAGUAUGAAAGAAAUGGUGAAAGUACAACCAAGCUUACCGUGACAAUCAGAGCUUUGUUGCAGAAUCUGAAGGAAAAGAUCGCCCUUUUGAAGGACUUAUUGCUAAGAGCUGUGUCAACACAUCAGAUAACACAGCUUGAAGGGGACCGAAGACAGAACCUCCUGGAUGAUCUUGUAACUCGAGAGAGACUACUCCUGGCAUCCUUUAAGAACGAGGGUGCGGAGCCCGAUCUCAUCAGGUCCAGCCUGAUGACGGGAGGGGCUAAGCGAGGCGUACCCAACCCUUGGCUCUUUGAGGAGCCGGAGGAGACCAGAGGCUUGGGUUUUGAUGAAAUCCGGCAACAGCAGCAGAAAAUCAUCCAAGAACAGGAUGCAGGCCUCGAUGCCCUUUCUUCUAUCAUAAGUCGCCAAAAACAAAUGGGGCAAGAGAUUGGGAAUGAACUGGAGGAACAAAAUGUUGUUUCACUACAGCCGUUUAAAUCACUCUGAAAAGAACAUGCCUGAGAUUUCUCCAGUUUAAAAACAACAACCUGAAGUAAUAACACUCUGCUUAUUAUUGAGGAAGUGUUUUUGGUGAGAAAGGAGAGGAAAUUGCAUGACUUCGGGGAGAAGAAUAAUUCUGAAUCACUGCGUGGUGGAGAAUAUAUUAAACCUAAGAGGCUCGAGGGCAUGACCCACAGUGUGUGUCUAGGAGGCUGAGACGGGCACCAGAGGGCACCUGGGUUCUGCAGCUGGCCCCUGUCCCGGCUGCCACGUUCAUUGGAACGUUCAUUAUGUGCCCACUCCUGACACUCUUCACUGAAGACACGUACUUGAACUUGCUCAGCACUUCAAGCCCUCCAGGAACCUUAGAAAAAUUGUACUUGGUUUGAUUUCAUAUUUAAAGGCCCUUCUUUGCUUCCUGUGCUGUUUUGUAAAUCUAAAGGGAAAGUUGUCUCGAUGUUCAGCUGUCCUUACUCAGCCUACUCGUGUCUAAGUCUGAGACCUGAGCUAAGGAUUGUACCCAGCAGUAGACGUUUGCCUGUGUCAUAAGUGUAUUCCUAAAAUAGUCACACGCACAUCAUAAUUGAAAGAUCGCAGUUGCAGAUCACAAUUUAAAUCCCUUAGCAUACCUUUUUAUUUAUAGGAAUACCGUAGAAAAUCUUUUUCUAA
Myotis lucifugus (little brown bat) is the source of this 1309-nucleotide messenger RNA. RefSeq names its product syntaxin 8 (gene STX8). NCBI's taxonomy places the organism in Eukaryota, Metazoa, Chordata, Mammalia, Chiroptera, Vespertilionidae. Gene Ontology annotation, biological process: intracellular protein transport; vesicle fusion. The coding region runs from base 74 to 646 and encodes 190 amino acids. The transcript is spliced from 7 exons. Gene Ontology annotation, cellular component: endomembrane system; SNARE complex. Gene Ontology annotation, molecular function: SNARE binding; SNAP receptor activity. The record is from RefSeq and is a predicted model, not a curated record.